GGGGAAGGAUCCUGGUGCUCGGAUCUGCCGGUGCCUUGAGGACUGAGGGCACCUUGAGUUAGAAGAAAGAAAUGGAUUUAUCUGGAGUUCAUGUGGAAGAAGUACAAAAUAUCCUGAAUGCUAUGCAAAAAAUCUUAGAGUGUCCCAUCUGUCUGGAGUUGAUUAAAGAACCUGUUUCCACAAGAUGUGACCAUAUAUUUUGCAAAUUUUGUAUGCUGAAGCUGCUCAACCAGAAGAGAGGGCCUUCACAGUGUCCUUUGUGUAAGAAUGCCAUUACUAAAAGAAGUCUACAAGAGAGUACCAGAUUUAGUCAACUUGUUGAAGAGCUGUUGAAAAUCAUUCAGGCUUUUGAGCUUGACACAGGAUUACCGUUUGCAAGCAGUUAUGACUUUUCAAAAAAGAAAAAUAACUCGCCUGAAUGUCAAAAGGAUGAAGUUUCCAUCAUCCAAAGUCUGGGCUACCGAAAUCGUACCAAAAAACUUCCAAAGGUUGAGUCCAAAAAUCCUGCCUUGGACAACAGUCUUAGCGUCCAAUUCUGUGAACUUGGAAUUGUGAGAUUCCCAAGGACAACACAGCAGACGCAGCCUCAGAAUAAGUCUGUCUACAUAGAACUGGCUGCUUGUCUGUUUUCUGGGAAGGACACAACAAAUACUGAACCUCUUCAAUCCAGUAGCAAAGAUUUGACUACCAUUAAGAAGCAUGCAACCGAGAGGCAUCCAGAAAAGGAUCAGGGUGAAGCAGCAUCUGGGUAUGAAAGUGAAACGAGUCUGUCUGGAGUUCACUCAGAGCUGUCCUCUCAGAGUGAAAUUUUAACCACUCAGCAGAGGGAUGCCAUGCAAGAUAACCUGCUCAAGCUGCAGCAGGAAAUGGCUCGCCUGGAAGCCGUGCUGGAGCAGCACGGGAGCCAGUCUCCUCACACAUCCCCUUCCCUGCUCGCACUGGAGUCCUGUGUCUCUGAGGAUCAGCUCCAUCUACAACAGAACACAUCAGGAAAAGCAAUAUUAACUUCAGAGAAUCAUAGUGAAUCUCCUGUCAGCCAUUAUCCAGAAAGCCUUUCUGUGGACAAGUUCCCAGUAUCUGUGCAUGGUUCCAACAGCAACAAUAUAGGACCAGCAGCUGAAAGCUGUCCCAUUUCCGAAUCCCAGUUGUUCAGCAGUGGGGACUACAUGGACAGGCACCCUAGCGGUCUUCAGAACAAUAACUGCCCAGCUCCAGAAGGGCCCGCUGAGGAUGUUGGUGUGGAAGAACAGCAGCUGGAAAAGUCAGAGCCGCAAGAUUCAAGGUCACAGUCUUAUUUGCCCACACAAGAGACAGAGGGCACCUCCUAUUUGGAAUCUGGAAUCAGCCUCUUUGAUGACCCCGAACAUUCUCCUGAGGAUAGAGCCCCUGGACCAGCUCCAAUAUCUACAUUGAAAUUACCUGAGUUUGAAGUUGCAGAAUUUUCCAAGGGUUCAGCUACUGAGAGCGCUGGGUACAAAGCAGGAAAACAAAGUGUGAGGCUGGGUAAGCCAGAGCUGGCAUCCUCAACAGAAAGGAGCGACAAAGCAAUGUCCAUGGUAGUGUCGGGCCUGACCUCAAAAGAGUUUUCACUGGUGCAAAAGUUUGCCAAGAAAUUCCACAUCACUCUAAAUAAUGUAAUUACCGAAGAGACUACUCAUGUCAUUAUGAAAACAGAUGCUGAAUUUGUGUGUGAACGGACACUGAAAUAUUUUUUGGGAAUUGCAGGAGGAAAAUGGAUAGUUAGCUAUUUCUGGGUGAUCCAGUCUAUGAAAGAAAGAAAGAUGCUGGAUGAGCAUGGCUUUGAGGUCAGAGGAGAUGUAAUCAAUGGAAGAAACCACCAAGGUCCAAAGCGAGCGAGAGAAUCCCAGGACAGAAAGAUCUUCAAGGGCUUAGAAAUCUGUUGCUACGGGCCCUUUACCAACAUGCCCACAGAUCAACUGGAGUGGAUGGUGCAGCUCUGUGGCGCUUCUGUGGUGAAGGAACUUACGUCAUUCACCGUAGGCACAGGGAUGCAGGAUUCCCACCCAGUCGUGGUCGUGCAGCCAGAUGCCUGGGCAGAGGACGAUGGCUUCCUCGCCAUCGGGCAGAUGUGUGCGGCCCCUGUGGUGACCAGAGAGUGGGUGUUGGACAGCGUAGCCCUCUACCAGUGCCAGGAGCUGGAGCCUUACCUGAUACCACAGUGCCACCACAGCCACUGCUGAGUGCAGCAAGCCACGUGCCUGGAGCCGCAGGACCCCAAGGCAAAGCUGAAGAAGUGUCCUUUCUAGGCCCCAGCAGCCCCUCACUCUUCAGUCCUCCCACAGUCCCAGUUCGUAAAUAUUUUAUGUACAUCAGUCUGAAAAGGACUUCUGUCUAUGCAAGGGUCCCUUAAAGAUUUUCUGCUUCAAAUCUCCCUUUGAAAUCUGCCAUGAACACAAAAUUGUGGUAAUUUUUCACCUGAGAAGAAUUUAAAACCAUUUAAGCCCCACCAGUUCAGCAAGAUGCUGAUUCAAUAUUUAUGAACUUGACUCCUACUGCUACUGCUGGCAGUGGGGGGCUGGAGGCACAGAGUGGCUCGGCCUCUCAAGACUGGUUUUCCUGUCUGGCCAAAGCCUUGGGUUCCUUCAGGACAAGAAUUCAACCCUGCAAUGGAAGGAAAGUGCUCAGGAUCUGUGAUGUGACCUCGAACUUGGACAGCUCUGAAAUGUUGGAAUGGAGCGGGGAAGAAACUGAGAGGCAGGUAAUGGAUAUGUAUGUGAAACUGGAGGGUUAAUUAGAGGCGAGCUCCUUUCUGAAGACUGCUCAGAAACAGCCGAACACCUUAAAGCACCAGCGUCCAAAGACAGUCUUCUAACUGGUAAUAAAGAAAAUGUUUAUUGUUGUAGCUCUAGUAUGUAACUCACUCCCCUUAAGAUGCAAGGUCUCUGAUAUGAAUAUUUCAUGUCUGUAAAAUGAUGGAUCCCACCAGGAAAGGAGCUGUUGCCUUCUUUGAGGUAAUUUUUUUUCCUUUUGCUCCCUAUUGCUGAACUGCAACAGCUUCAUAAAUAAUUUUGCUUGCUGAAGGAAGAGAAAGUGUUUUUCAUGAACUCAUUAUCUGGGACUGUUUAUAGCUGUUGCAUGGAUUGGGACUUUUCCUGCACCCCCUGUGUGGAAGGGCAGUGCAGACUUCAUUGUGCAAAAUCUGUUCUAUAACUGUUGUGCUGCAAAUAAACAAGGGAGCAAAUACUUCCACUCAAGAUGAAUGUUGUUGAGACACCUGCAGACACUUCAGGCCUCUUCACUGUGCUUCAGCCAUGGGGGUAAAACAGGAUCGGCUUCUCAGGGCGGCUCAGGCAGUCAAUACUUUUUGUGUUUUCUGUUACUGCCCUAACAAAUGCUCUAGAAUGUAGGGACUUGUUCUUUCACAAUUCUGUAAUUCAGAAGUCUGAGGUGGCUCAGCUGGUUUUUUUGCUUCAGGUUUUGUGAGGCUAAAACCAAGGUGUGCCAAGGAUUGUGUGCCUUCCUAGAGGCUCUGGGGGUGAAUCUGCUCCCAAGUGUUCACAUCCUUGGACCAAUUGUUCCCCACAGAUGUAGGGCAGACAUCACUGCCUCCUUGCUGGCUGCUGGAGGGAGGCAUGCUCAGCCUCCAGAGGCCACCCAUGCCCUAGGCUCCUUGCCACCCUGCCCCUGCCUCCAUCUGCACAACAGUGAGGGUGCUCAAGUUUUCUCCCCUGGGAGCCCCUGACUGCCGGGCCCCUCCAACACUUGCCACAGGCAUUGAGUAUUUCUCAGGUGUCAGGAUUAGAUGCACCCAACAGGAAAUCAAGGGUGACCUCCUGAUCGUAAGGAUCCACAGCCUUAAUUAUAGCUGCCACGUCCCUUCAGAGGAGUGCCUAGAUAGUUAGGGGACAGCCAUCAGGGGGAGACAGCUGUGGAAUCCUGCCUUUCCCUGUUUAACAUGCAAAAUUGACAGCACCGUGCAGCAUGUUCUGAGCCUCAUACUGCUCCGGGAUUGGAAUCCUCUGAAAUCGCCACAUGACUCAGGUCUGUUCUAUUUUCAAGGGAGUGUUGAGAGAAGAGUAGAGGAAAAGGAGCUAACAGCCAUUGUUACUUUUUUUUAAUCUCCAUCUUCAUUAAAGUCUAGUACAAUGCAAUGGGUAAGUGUCACUUCAUUUGAAAGAUGGGAACUGAAGCUCUCAAGUUUCCUUGUGCGAUUUUGCCAGCAAUU
Messenger RNA from Ochotona princeps (American pika), 4186 nucleotides. It is a transcript of the gene BRCA1, whose product is annotated as BRCA1 DNA repair associated. NCBI's taxonomy places the organism in Eukaryota, Metazoa, Chordata, Mammalia, Lagomorpha, Ochotonidae. Gene Ontology annotation, biological process: chordate embryonic development; negative regulation of fatty acid biosynthetic process; positive regulation of transcription by RNA polymerase II. Gene Ontology annotation, molecular function: metal ion binding; ubiquitin-protein transferase activity. Gene Ontology annotation, cellular component: BRCA1-BARD1 complex; plasma membrane; BRCA1-A complex. The transcript is spliced from 21 exons. The coding region runs from base 72 to 2201 and encodes 709 amino acids. The record is from RefSeq and is a predicted model, not a curated record.